Molecule: messenger RNA, 3872 nt
Organism: Struthio camelus australis
Lineage: Eukaryota; Metazoa; Chordata; Aves; Struthioniformes; Struthionidae
Source: RefSeq, a predicted model, not a curated record
GCUAGGCUCUGCUUGUAGAUCCCAGAUUUCCUGUCUGCCUGGUUCCAUCAUAAAAACGUCCUUCCACUCGGGACAGAGGAAAUCUUUCUUUAAAAUGCUCCUCGUCCCAGAGGCCGCCGGCUACUGCGAGAGCAGAAGGGGGGUUGACCGUAGCCUGUCCUAUCCUCCCUGCCUUGCCUGUCUCUUGGGCUUUGCUGGGUUAAUCUCAUCUUUUAGUUUCGCUGCUGCUCGCUAGCUUGUGACCGGGGUGAGGAGUAACGACGGGGCAGCAGAGCUCUCCGGGUUGCCUUGGGAAGGAGCGGCGCCGCUGUCCUCUCUGCGAGGAGGCCUGUCGUAACAGUCACGAGGGCGAAACUCUCGGUUCUGCAGUGGAGUGUGGCAGCCUGCGCGGGGAGGGUGGGGGUGGCUGGCAGGAUGAGCGAGGCUAUAAAGGGAGUGUUUUUCUUAGCCUUUAUCUCUGCUGACUGUCUUGCACCAGUGCAAAUCCUUACUGUAGAUGUGCUGUACCAUUGUAAAAAGCGACUUUCACCACUACUCUGUGCUUCCAGUUUCAGAACGUGCUUUGAAGGCAAACGCUUGGAGGUGGGGAGGGGGUGCAGGUGCAGACAGCAUACUCUGAGCUGGUGUUUGUCGGGGGUGUUCAGGGCAUUAUUCCAUUUUCUGCCCCUCAUUCUCCCCAUACUUGCAAAGAUUAGCAGUACCUGCUUCUAUCACCCUAAUAUGACCUAGCAUAGCUGUUGACUUGUUUGGGGUUUUUUUGUUUGUGUUUUUUCCCUUGUCUUUAUGUGUACUGACUUGCAUCUCUUUCCCCCUGCAGAUAGACUUUAUUUUUUCCCUUCUUGCUGUUUUUCUUCUGACUGUCCUGCACCUUGGAAGGUUUCCAGCUGGUCUUGGUGGAUGGGCUGUCCACCGGUGGCUCUGCAGAUCCUAGCCACAUGUGUUCUCCUGGCUGAGCCCUGGGGACACGCAGGAGAGAAGCUCGAUGCAGGCAGCCUGCAAAUGCUGCCUUGUUUAUGAGAGCUGCUUGUUGGUGCAGACUGCAGUCUGGGGGGAGCUGGGAAAGUUUGUCUUGCGUAAAGCACCAGAGCCAACAAAAGACUGUAGGAGUUUGGCUGUAAUCGAUAAAACGUGGGUUUUGUAGAAGCAAGGGUCAGGGUCCUUCCUUAGUUCACCUUGUUCUUUAAAUAUCCCAGCAGUUACUGGAGGCUGCUGUGGUGCUUGGACACAGUGAAGUCCGGCAUGGUCUUCAGUCCUCAGAGAGUCUCUGCUUUCUCUAUUUGCAUGCAGAUCCUCUUGCUCCCCUCUUCGGGAAGGCUUACAGACUUUGGGGGACCGUUUCCUUGCGCAGGGACAGACGCAUGAAAUGCCUUGCUUCGAGGCGGCGUAAAAUGGCAACCCGCAUCUGUUUGUCUGGAAGCUAUCCUUGCGCGCUGUGCGCUGUGGCUCUUGAACUCCUCUGCCUUAAUGGGUCAAAUUUAGCAAUUCAAAAUCUGGCUUCUGAGUUCUCAUGCCCUUGGCUUAAGAAAACGUAUUAAUUGUGAGUUAAAACAUUUUGAAGAAGAGCUUGUAAGGCUCGCCUAAGACACUGCGCCUGGCUGCGGAAGGAAGGAGCCCGCUCAGGGGCGGCAAAUGGGUAGGAAGGGAACAACGGCUGCGGUAAUGCCAGCAGCACCUCGCUUGUGGGCUGAAUGUGCAGUUUUCUGCCUCGACACCUGAGCUGAACAGUGCCUGAAGCAGGUCCACCAUGCCGUUAGUAACGAGGAACAUUGAGCCAAGGCACCUGUGCCGUCAGACGUUGCCUAGCGUUCGAAGCGAGCUGGAAUGCAUGACCAACAUCACCCUGGCAAAUGUCAUUCGACAGCUGGGCAGCCUGAGUAAAUUUGCAGAGGACAUAUUUGGAGAGUUGUUUACUCAAGCCAACACCUUUGCCUCUCGGGUGAGCGUUCUCGUCGAGAGAGUUGACCGCUUGCAAGUCAAAGUCACUCAGCUGGAUCCCAAAGAGGAAGAAGUCUCCCUGCAAGGCAUUAACACCAGAAAGGCCUUCAAAAGCUCCACUACACAGGACCAGAAGCUCUUUGACAGAGAUUCUCUCCCAGUGCCUGUCCUUGAAACCUAUGGGACCUGCAAUACUCCUCCACCUCUCAACAUCCUUUCCCCUUACAGGGAUGAUGGCAAAGAAGCACUUAAAUUCUACACGGAUCCUUCAUAUUUCUUUGACCUUUGGAAAGAGAAAAUGCUUCAGGACACCAAGGAUAUUAUGAAAGAGAAGCGGAAACAUAGGAAAGAGAAAAAGGAGAAUCCUAACCGAGGAAAUGUGAACCCACGGAAAAUCAAAACUCGGAAAGAAGAGUGGGAGAAGCUGAAAAUGGGGCAAGAAUUUGUCGAGUCAAAGGACAAACACGGUCCUGCCGGGUACCCCUCUAACAUGGUAUAUCAGAACGGCAGCAUCGGCUCAAACGAAAGCAUGGACGUGAACUGCUACCCGCCACCGCCGCAGACUGACUCUAUUGUGCCACCACCUCCUUCGUUCCCAGAUGACAGCCUGCCUCCACCCCCGGUGGAAUUUAGCUAUCCAGUAGAUAACCAAAGAGGUUCUGGCUCUGGAGGGACCAAAAGAUCCAGCCUGGUUAGCCCGAGUCACCCGCCACCAGCUCCUCCGAUCGGAUCUCCCUCUGGGGCCAGACCAGGCUUUGCUCCCCCUCCAGCACCACCUCCAUUGGAUGGCCCCCCAGCCCCUCCUCUACCCUCAGAUACCUCCACCUCCAAGCCCAAGUCGUCCCUGCCUGCAGUUAGUGAUGCCAGGAGUGAUUUGCUGUCAGCUAUUCGUCAAGGCUUCCAGCUCCGCAAGGUGGAGGAGCAGCGGGAACAGGAGAAGCGGGACGUUGUGGGCAAUGAUGUGGCAACGAUUCUGUCACGCCGCAUCGCUGUAGAAUACAGCGACUCUGAGGACGACUCUUCAGAGUUCGAUGAGGACGAUUGGUCGGAUUAACCACGGUCCCAUCCUCCCCCCCCUUCCCUCCUGGGUUAACAACAUCUUAAAGAAUCAGGUGGCCAAACCUUCCACGUCUUCCUUUUUCAUCCUGUAACCAAAGGUGUGCCAAGGGUUUUCAGACAAGCACCAGCAUAUCUCCCCUCUCCCUUCCCCUCCAGCUUUGGCAAGACUGUGUGCUCUACCUUUCCGAAAAGUUUCCUCAUGGACACUGAGGAUGAUGGUGCUAAGUUUUAGCUGGAGGGCAUGUAACGGUUGCUUAUUUAAAAGAGAGAUAAACCUACAGGAUCUUAAUGCCAUCAGGGAGAGCACAAAAAAACCCUCCAUCCUGAGGGUUUUUUAAGGUAAACAUGGAUGAUCCUGUUGUGGCCACAUGGCCUUUCAGAUGAAGGACAUUUUCAGCUAGUUUUCUCAUUGCUACAGCAUACAGUAGAUCUAAUUGGCUCUUCUGUCCCAGUGAAUGCUGGUAGUGCUGCAAGAAAAUGGGCUUUAAAUGUCUGUUCUCUGCUGCAUCCCACUGUUAAACGAUCAGUUUUCAGCAGUCGUGCACAAUUCUCUUCCCCCUUGGCUCCCCCGUAUUCCCAGACUACCCUGUGUGGGAUGCAGUUCCUAGCUCUGGGACUAGAACACACAUUGGGUGCAAUGUGAGGAGUGGCUUUUAAAAGCUGCCUUUGCCUUCCUUAAAUCUCCUGGACUGCUUCUCCAAGUCUGCCAAAGGGGACUUGGACAAAGGGGUGCGAAGCCCGGGCAGAACAGCUGCUUCUGGGUGAGCUGAGCCCAGCUGGGAGCUCUCUGUGUGGUCAGUGCUGAGCAGUGGCAAAACUUGGCUUAGCUAAUUUCUCCAAUCCAUGCUGGGAGGUUUGUUUUUUUUUUUUAAAAAAAA